AUGAAAUACACAACCACAGUUACUUUGGUUGUAUUGUGUGCCAUUUUAAUGGCCAACGUUGCCUUGUGUGACUUGUACAUGCACAACCCACGUGGUUCAAUUAAUAGAAAUUGUGAACGUGAUGCCAAUCGUCGUAAUGCUAACCGUUUAUUCGACUCUCAAGAUAACGCUGCAGGUGGUUAUGCUUGCCCAAGAAAGGUUGGUGGCAAGGCAGUCAAGACUCCAAAGAUGUACUAUUAUGAAGGCUCUGAAUUGUAUUUGGAAUGGACCUCACAACACUCUUGCGGUGAACAUAACAAUUAUUGUGAGAUGGUUAUUCAAUACAUGUGUAACGAUACAGUUGUUGGUACUGACGCAGACUAUGGCGAUUAUUAUGCUGUUCGUGAUGGUAUUCCAACCGACGCAAACGACGACGCAACUGAUACUAUCAGUGAAGCCACACAAAAUGACUUGAGAUACGGUGCACACGAACAAUUCCAAAAUUACUUCAAGUGUAGCAAGAGAUUGAGAAAUUCUGGCUUGUAUAUUGCUGAUAGAAAUUUGGGUUCUCAAGCCACCUCUACCAGACAAAACAAUGGUGCUGAAAGAUUUGGUUUCGAAUGUACUGAAGAACGUGAUUAUUAUCCAUAUUGGCAUACAUCUCCAUGGGUUGAUAUUGCUGUCUAUACUUCAAAUACUUCAAUGUGUCAAUGGUAUCAAGAAAACUCCCAAAAUGUUGCUCCACGUGGUGAAUGUUGGGAUGCUGGUAAGAAGAAUUAUUUGCAAUACAAUAAUAUUCGUGAUUGUACUGAUAAGGAUAAGACCAAUGUUUGGGUUGAAGUUCCUGCUUGGGGUGUUGAUGCACCAGAAUGUUUAUCUUCAACAUUGAUUGCUGCUCGUGACAAUUAUUUGGGUAACUCUGUUGAUGGUCAACAUGCUACUUAUAAGUGGACUUUGCCAUUCAUUGAAAAGAUGCCAUAUGAUAGUGUUGCUAAGAAGACUCACCACGAAAAUUGUGUCUUGAGAAUGAGAUAUAACAUUACUACUACUGAAACUCCAUUCUUUAUGGAUUAUAAGUAUAACUAUAGAGUUAAUGAUAAGACAUCUGCUACUCCAAUUAGACAAGAUCCAUGGGAAACCUUUGGUUAUCAAUCUGAACUCCAUUUGGCUGUUAACACUAACCAAUAUGGUAGAACCUUUGAAGAUAGAUCCUAUGUCUUUGAAAUUAGAGAACGUCCAUCAACUGUUCCAAAGUGGGUUACUAUUCACAAUCUUAACGUUCGUGGUAAGAGAGGUAACAUUGUCAACGUUUUCCCAUCUGUCGAAUAUGACUUUGUUCCAAACACUUUGACUGUUGAUAACAGCCAUAGAAUCCACGUUCAAUGGACUGGUUCUGACUAUAAUCCAAACAGAACUCCAAACAAUGCUGAAGGUGGUCCAAAGGAUCCAGCUCAAAAUGGUUACAGAGCUGAUCGUUCCAACAUUGUCCAAAUGGAUGUUGCUGGUUUGAAUACUCCACGUAAAUUCUCUGGUAUUACCAUGUUCUUGAAAGAAGAUGGUACCAUUGAUACUGAUCUCGUCCACAAACUUGCUUUCCUUGGUCAAAACAUUGCUGACAAUGUUACCAGUUGUCCAUCAAAGACUGCCUUGUUGGCCAAGAAUAAUCAAAAUACUGCCAAUGCUGAAUUAGAUGAUAACAAUUGUGGUAAAUUGGCCAAUACUCCAUACGGUCCAUACUUUGAUGGUGGUUUGGUUCAAAUGUGGGCUUCUGGUAAAUUCUACUACAUGUGUACCAGAAAUAACAACUUCUCCAACAGAGGUCAAAAGGCUAUCAUGAUUGUUCAAGGUGGUAGAUACUCUGCUGCUCCAUCCACUGCUUCACCAGCUUCAACUCUCUUGGUUGUUUUGUGCUCAGUGUUGAUCAUUGCUUUUAACAUGUUGUUCUAAAUGGAUUAAUCAGUAUUAAUCAAAUAAAACAAAACUAAUUUAUUAU
Molecule: messenger RNA, 1972 nt
Organism: Naegleria gruberi
Lineage: Eukaryota; Heterolobosea; Eutetramitea; Acrasida; Naegleriidae
Exons: 1
Coding region: 1-1926 (641 amino acids)
Source: RefSeq, a predicted model, not a curated record